AUGAUUGAACGUACGCACCUGAAUAUUGCACAGACAGUCGGAGUCCUUGAUGUGAAACCCACAGAGCUCAAAGAACAGAUCAAAUCUCACCUCAUCUCCGAGCGUGCUGGCAAGUGGCUUCUAAUUUUCGAUAAUGCAGAUGGUAUGAACAUGCGGCUAUUAGCUGGUGACGCAACCCUGGCUCUCCAGAACUUUCUACCUCAGAGCGAACAAGGCCACAUUCUGUUCAACACCCGGAACACAGAAAUUGCGGUGGAGCUAUUAUUAUCCAAUAUCAUUCCUAUUCCAGAGUAG
Molecule: messenger RNA, 294 nt
Organism: Aspergillus tanneri
Lineage: Eukaryota; Fungi; Ascomycota; Eurotiomycetes; Eurotiales; Aspergillaceae
Exons: 1
Coding region: 1-294 (97 amino acids)
Source: RefSeq, a predicted model, not a curated record